CCUCUCAAGGUGUUUGACGGGAAGACCGUUCAAAGUUCUCGACAAGACGCAACUGAUUACGCCUUAGCUGAACGAGCAUAUCAGUUUGUUCAAGGGAAAGAUUUGGUCGAGAAUCUCAGGAAGGUACCAACAUGUAUGCGUAACUUGCAUUCGUGGUACCUUAAGGCCUCAAAGGAAGGGAUCGAGACUAUCAUGGUGCGAGUUAGGGAAGAGCACUACUUCCAGGAGUACUGUGUGAACGUUGACUUCGCCGAACUCUUUCAGUUAUACAAUCUCCGGGCCCUCGACAAAUCAAUCAUCAGUUGCUAUUGUCUAUCGAAGAUGCUCGAAUGCAAAAGGGACGAUAUCACAGACAUUGGGUUCAUUGACCCGAACACAAUGCAUGUCAAAACCAUAGAUGAUCCCCUCUAUAACAAGGAUACACCGCAGACUUUGCUAAGGUUUUUGAAGCGACAACGUGACAAAAAGCUAAUACUUUGGCCUUACAACUUCGAGUGAGUCUUACUGUCUUAUAACACAUUAUAUUUUGCUCACCGUAUGUCAAAAUUUUAACUAAUGACUACAUAUUGAAACGUGCGUAGGUUUCACUUUAUUCUUCUCGUCAUCAAUUUGGAAAUUGGAGAAGUUGAAGUC
Messenger RNA from Lolium perenne, 633 nucleotides. The record is from RefSeq and is a predicted model, not a curated record. Lineage: Eukaryota; Viridiplantae; Streptophyta; Magnoliopsida; Poales; Poaceae.